This is a messenger RNA of Xyrauchen texanus (razorback sucker), 5055 nucleotides long. It is a transcript of the gene toporsa, whose product is annotated as topoisomerase I binding, arginine/serine-rich a. The record is from RefSeq and is a predicted model, not a curated record. The coding region runs from base 173 to 2584 and encodes 803 amino acids. Gene Ontology annotation, biological process: protein polyubiquitination; protein monoubiquitination. The transcript is spliced from 2 exons. Gene Ontology annotation, molecular function: metal ion binding; ubiquitin protein ligase activity. NCBI's taxonomy places the organism in Eukaryota, Metazoa, Chordata, Actinopteri, Cypriniformes, Catostomidae.
CUGAAAGUAUUCGAACAUUUCACUUCCGAAAAGUCUUCUUACAUCAGGAUCAACAUCGUGUACAAAAAAAUGAUUUUGAAAGCCGACUGAGAAAAUUACAAUAACGCUCGUUUGUUUCGGAGGAUAAACGACAACAGGACAGCGAGAGUUUCAACAAACAAAUCAUAUAAUUAUGGUGUCGCCAGAGAUUAAAGAGUGCCUCAGCAAGAACUCAUCAGGUGUUUCAUUAAACACAAUAUUAAAAGAAGCAUCUCCAGAAUCAAAAUGUCCAAUAUGUCUGGAUCACUUCAAAAACAUAUCUUAUCUUGAUGUGUGCCUACAUAAGUUUUGCUUCUCGUGCAUUCACGAGUGGUCCAAGAACAAAGCGGAAUGCCCUUUAUGCAAACAGCCAUUCAACUCCAUCUAUCACACCAUCAAGGCAGAAAAUGAUUACAAGCGGUUUGACCUACGACCAACUGAAAAUGGGUCCUUUGGCAACAUGGCAGGGCAAAGAUUCAGGUACCGUACCACACUUACAGGCGACCGCAGACCAGCACCAAGGCGGACGUCUCCUCCCCCUGAUCAUGGAAUUUUAUUUGAGGGUCUGAGUGGAUCUCUUCCACAGCAGCACAACCGAGAUCUCCAUCGCAUGAUGAGGAGAUUGGCAGCCAGGCAACGGGCAGAGAGUGAGGGCAGGUCCACGCAGAGUCCUCAAGAACAAGAGGUGAUUAAAUUCAGACGGGCUUUGUACAGAAGAGGUGUGCGAGUACAAAGGGUGCAGGACGGUGGCCGUACCAGGGAGACCUCUGCAGAGUUCUUCAAAAGAAACCCUGCUUGUCUCCACAGGCUUGUGCCAUGGUUGAGACGGGAGCUUACUGUUCUGUACGGUUCCCAUGGUUCCCUUGUCAACAUAGUUCAGCACAUUAUUAUGACUCUGAUCACUCGACAUAACGUGGAUGACCAAGUUGUCGUACAUGAGCUUAGGCCCUACUUGCUGUCCCGUACGGAGCACUUCUUACAUGAGUUUCUUAGCUUUGCUCAAUCCCCAUUCAACAUGGGAGCAUAUGACCAGCAUGCUGUCUAUGACUUGCCUGGCCCGUCCGCUGAGAGUAGCAGUUCAGAUACCUCUGUGAUCGCCAUCUCUGAGGAUGAGGGUGAUCCUUUAAUGGAAGGAGCCCAAGAUUAUGCCACUCCUAGGGUUACCUUAAGCCAAGCAGCAUGGGAUGAUGAGACACCAGGACCAUCAUACUCUUCAGAACCUUCUCAGGUUUUACCUUUCCUUGUGGGGGACUCUGAAGCAGUAGUGUCCGUUGAGCCACAUCAGGACCAUCAAGUAAAUGCUGACUCGACUGCAUUGGUAAGGGAGCAUUCCUCUGACGGUGAUGAAGACUGUGUUAUUAUAGGCUAUGUUAAGCCUGUGACCGAAAGGACACCAGAACUAGUCCAGCUUUCCUCCGAUUCAGAACAGAGUGAGCAGAAUGGGGGACCACCAAGCCCACGAUCACCCCAACACAUUCGUUUUACUUCAGAGCCUGAUUCGCCACCCUCCGUCACUCAAAGCCUUUCAAGGAGGUCAAAGAGAGGGUCUCAGUCGCCUGACGACACCACGCAAAUGUCAUCCAAUCAACAUGGACAAGAAUAUGACAAAAGCCAUCUUAAAACAAAGUUGACAGGAUCUAGAGAACGAUCCUCACACAACAACAGGACACACUCCUGCUCUCAUAGCAGAAAGCACCCAUUCUCUAAAGAGGGUAAGGAUAAGUGGAGACAAGAAGAAGAGAACAGUCACCGCACUUCAUCUUUUUGGCAUUCAUAUAGCCAUUACAGUAAGAGAGACAGUGGCAGGAGAUAUUAUUCAGAGACAUGCUCGUCCUACUCCAGCUAUUACAGAAAUGUAUAUAAUCGCUCACGUUCUCCAUCACAUAGUAGAAGGCGAAGCAGGGAGCGUCGGGACAGAAGCCGCUCAUGGAGCAAUUCUCGAAUAAGCUCCAACUCCUCCAACCGUCAUGACAGAAGCGGCUCAAGGAGCAAUUCUAAAAUGAACUCCAACUCAUCCAGUCGCCAAGGCAGAAGCCACUCAAAGAGCAAUUCUAGAGUCCGGUCCUCUCAUCAGACGUCACGACAUGACGAAUCUGGCAAGAAGAGAAAGUACAAAACAAAGCAUCUAGAGGAACCCUCUGGGGAGAGUUCUAGAAAGUCAUAUGCUGAGUCGGCUGACGAUUGUGCAAAGAAGAAAAACAAGAAACAUCAUAAGAAGUCCAAGAGGAAAAGUAGGAGUCCAAGCACGGACAUUGUUUAUGAUGACAAAUCUGAGAGGCACAAUAGGAAACAUCACAAGAAGAAGAAACACAAGAGGAAAAGCAAGAGACGUAAGAGUAAGGAGAGGACGGACAAGCCUAGCCCUGUUCUCAUUACAAUAACCUCUGACAGUGACAGUACUGACCCCACUCUACCAUCAAGCAGUAAUAUCUGUGCAUCUACCUCCACCAUUGUGGACAGUGCUACAGAAAGUAAGCUGCUUGAGUCCAGUUUCCUAGACAUGGGGCAACAAGGAACUGCUGGUGUUGAAAAUAGUGCCAUCGGUGAUGACAGCACCCCCAAAUAGAUUAGUGCCGUGCCAGAGUAUGAGUUCAUAUGGUAAAACGAACUGUUAUUGAACACCUCAGCGAAGAUGUGACAAAGGACUGUUGUUGUUAUACCCAAAUGUUUAUUUUGUGUAUGUCUUAGCUUAUAAAUAAAGGGAUCGGUUUUAGAUGUGAUGUUAAUCUUUAUGCAGAGUUUUUAAUUAUGUAAAAAGAUGAAGACCUUUGCACUUAUGAAAAUGUAUAUAUUCCAAGCUCUCUAUACAAAUAUUGUGCCUAAAUAGUUAUAUAAACGUACAACAUAGGAUACACUAAAUGACAUCACGAUAUGCAAUGAAUUUGCACAACAAAAUGGUCUUAUUUUGCAAGUGUGUUAAUAAUCACCACUUUGCCGUGUUUUAAAGUUGUUGUUUUUUUCAUGUGGCUGUCUAAAAUACAUUGAAAUGGAUCAGACAUCUAUAUUUAUUUUGUGUAAGCCAAAAUGUUUAUUUUGGUGUAUGUUUGCUUUAAAAAAGUGUCUUACACCGGAGUUACUACCAUUUGGUCCAAUUUCCAAGACAAGUUCAGAGAAUAAAUUAAAGAUGGUGUUUAUGACAUUUGCCAUUUACAACAGAUAUCUGGAUUAAGUGUUAACAAGGUUAAGAGGAAAUAUUAGACUUCUUGUGAUACCCUUUUGUCAUAAUAUUGAAUCACUACACUGGAUGAUUAAUAGUGAAUGAAUGAAGUGUUUCGUUUUUAUCUAAAGGUGUUGAUAUAUGUACACUGGCGGCCAAAAGUUUAGAAUGAUGUACAGAUUUUGCUCUUAUGGAAAGAAAUAUACUUUUAUUUACAAAAGUGGCGUUCAGCUGAUCACAAUAUAAAGUCAGGAUAUUAAUAACAUGAAAAAUCACUACAACAUAUUCAGAACUUCUUAAACUACUUCAAAGAGUUCUCGUCAUAAAAUCCUCCAUGUGCAGCGAUGACAGCUUUGCAGAUCUUGUUAUUCCAGCGGUCAGUUUGUCCAGAUACUCAGGUGACCUUUCACCCCACACUUCCUGUAGCACUUGCCCUUUCACCCCACACUUCCUGUAGCACUUGCCAUAGAUGUGUCUGUCUUGUCGAGCAAUUCUCACGCAUCUUACAGUCUAACUGAUCCCUCAAAUGCUCAAUGGGGUGAAGAUCCGUAACACUCUUUUCCAAUUAUCUGUUGUCCAGUGUCUGUGUUUCUUUGCCCACUCAAACCUUUUCUAGAGUCUUCUCUUUACUGUUGUACAUGAAACUGGUGUUGAGCGGGUAGAAUUCAAUGAAGCUGUCAGUGGAGGACAUGUGAGGCGUCUAUUUCUCAAACUAGAGACUCUGAUGUACUUAUCCUCUUGUUUAGUUGCACAUCUUCCACAUCUCUUCCUGUCCUUGUUAGAGACAGUUGUCUUUGUCUUUAAAGACUGUAGUGACACCUUUGGAUGAAAUCUUAAGUUUUAUUUGGCAAUUUCAAGCAUUUUUUUGCCUUCAUUCCUCAAAACAAUGAUUGACUGAUGAGUUUCUAGAGAAAGCGGUUUCUUAUUUGCCAUUUCUGACCUAAUAUUGACCUUAAGACAUGUCAGUCUAUUACAUACUGUGCAACUCAAACACAAACACAAAGACAAUGUUCAGCUUCAUUUAAUGAACCAAAUAUCUUUUAGCUGCUUUUGAUAUAAUGGCAAGUGAUUUUCUAGAAUCAAAUGAUCAAUUUAUCAUGAUUACUCAAGAAUAAGGUGUUGGAGUGAUGCUGCGGAAUAGAUUUGAUCAAAAAUGAAGUUUUUCAAAUAGUGAUGGUGCUGUUUUACAUCAGUAAUGUCCCGACUAUACUUGUGAUCAGCUGAAUGCCACUUUGAUGACUACAAGUACCAAUUUCCUUCUGAAACAGCAAAAUCUGUACAUUAUUCCAAACUUUUGCCCACCAGUAUAUAUAUACAUAUACAGAACUGUGCAAAAGUCUUAUCCACAUAAGAUGUAUCACAAAAGCAUUUGUCUUCAGAUGGUUAUUUAUAUCUUCAGCUUUAGUGUGUCAAUAGGAGAUAUAAAUGUUAGACUCACAAAUGUUACUUAUGCAUAUAGAAAAGAUUAGAAUAGAAGAACAGGGAGCCCUGCAAUAGAUGGCAAUGCCCCCACUGAACAUCGGGUCAGUCUGAGAUUACAUAAAGAGACAGAAGCGAUUGGGACAGCCAAAAUAGAUAGAAGAACUGGCGAAUUCUCCAAGAGGCUUGGAACAUCUGAUCUGCCGACAACCAAGUUAAACUGUCCAGGUGUACCAAGGAGAAUUGGGGCUGUUUAAAGGCAAAGGUUGUCAACAAAUAUUGAUUUAGCCUUUUUUUUAUGUUUACUGGACUUUGUAUGAUGUUACUUGAUAAAUGAAAACUCUUUAUGCCAUUAUUUUUGAAGACAUCCUCACUAUGCAUAAUUUUUCUCAAGUGCCUAAAACAUUUGUGAAUAUGAAGGUAAAUGUUUUAUCAUGACAAUAACAUACAGGCAUAUAUGU